Molecule: messenger RNA, 1315 nt
Organism: Capsella rubella
Lineage: Eukaryota; Viridiplantae; Streptophyta; Magnoliopsida; Brassicales; Brassicaceae
Product: DNA-3-methyladenine glycosylase 1
Exons: 3
Coding region: 113-1051 (312 amino acids)
Biological process (GO): base-excision repair
Molecular function (GO): DNA-3-methyladenine glycosylase activity
Source: RefSeq, a predicted model, not a curated record
CUUCUCUAUUUCAUCACCAUCAUUAAUAUCUCAACCAUUCUCUCUCUUUUACUAAUACAGCUUCCAUCAUCAUCCAUCACCAUACAUAACUUAGAAUUUUGAUAUAGAGAAAAUGAGCAAAACGGAGGCGAUAAGUUUGACCAAAAGAGGAAUGUUGCCGCCAAGUAGUUGCAAUCGCCUAAUGGACCGCUCUGAGUCUCUCAAGAGGGACAGUGUGAUGAGCAAUGUUGCGGCCAAAACGAAGGGAAGCUUAGAGCGCAAGAAAUCAAAGAGUUUUAAGGAAGGGGAGAGCUAUUCUUCCUGGCUCAUAACGGAGGCUCCUGGAAGUAUAGCCGCCGGGAGGAGGGAGCAAGUGGCUGCACAACAAGCCCUAAGGAAACUAAAGAUUGAUCAUUACGGCAGAUCCAAAUCAACCAUUAAUUUCACUUCUUCCAAAGUCGUCCCUCUUGUUCACCCUAACCCUAACCCUCACCCUCAGAGGUGCAGCUUCCUCACCCCCACUUCUGAUCCUAUUUACGUGGCCUACCAUGAUGAAGAAUGGGGAGUCCCAGUUCAUGAUGACAAGAUGUUGUUCGAACUGCUGACACUUAGCGGCGCACAAGUAGGCUCCGACUGGACUUCAACCUUGAGAAAACGCCAAGACUACAGGAAGGCGUUUAUGGAGUUUGAGGCGGAAGAGGUAGCCAAACUCACCGAGAAAGAGAUGAAUGCAAUAAGCAUCGAAUACAAGAUAGAGCUGAGCAAAGUGAGAGGUGUCGUGGAGAACGCUACAAAGAUCGUUGAGAUCAAGAAAGCGUUCGGGUCACUGGAGAAAUACCUUUGGGGUUUUGUGAACCACAAGCCUAUCUCCACGAACUACAAGAUUGGACACAAGGUUCCGGUCAAGACAUCCAAGUCUGAGAGCAUCAGUAAAGACAUGGUUCGUAGAGGGUUCCGGUUCGUUGGUCCGACGGUGGUUCACUCAUUCAUGCAAGCCGCUGGUCUUACUAACGACCACUUGCUCACUUGCUGUCGCCACACCCCUUGCACCCUCCUUGCAAACAAUCCCUAAUUAUUAUUUUUUUUGGUUUAAUUGAAAGUGUUGUUUUUUAAUUUUAACUUUCGAGUGCAAAUUUUAGGUGUAGGAAAAAAAAAGAGAAUGCGGUUUUUUUUAUAUUUUAAUUUGGCGAUGUAAGAUAAGGCAGCUGGUUUCAUUUUUUUCUUCUUCUUCUUCUUUUGAGUGUGAGAGAGGUUAUUUUAAAAUCACAUGUAUAAGGGUUUUUGAUGUAUGUGUGGUGUGACAAAUUGAAAUAGUAAAUUGAUUUUAUGGAUAUUA